Molecule: messenger RNA, 5764 nt
Organism: Chelonia mydas (Green sea turtle)
Lineage: Eukaryota; Metazoa; Chordata; Testudines; Cheloniidae
Gene: ZBED1
Product: zinc finger BED-type containing 1
Exons: 2
Coding region: 189-2276 (695 amino acids)
Biological process (GO): regulation of transcription by RNA polymerase II
Cellular component (GO): nucleus
Molecular function (GO): protein dimerization activity; DNA binding
Source: RefSeq, a predicted model, not a curated record
CCGCGCCGAGGGGCGGGAGGCAGCCAUGUCGCUAUUGUCUCGGGCGCUGCCCGCGCUGCGGCUCUAUUGCAUCGGCCUCGCCGUCGCCCUGCACCAGCUGCUGCGCCGCCUCCGCCCCGGCGGGGCCCCCGCGCCAGGUACUCAUUAAUGAGUGAAGGAUCAAAAGGUGGGACGGUGGCCAAGAAGCAAUGGAGAAUAAAAGCUUAGAAGGCUCGCCAUCAGAUCUAAAGUUAGUGGCUCAUCCAAGAGCAAAGAGUAAAGUAUGGAAGUACUUUGGGUUUGAUACUAAUGCAGAAGGAUGCAUAUUACAGUGGAAGAAAAUCUAUUGCCGCAUCUGCAUGGCCCAAAUUGCCUAUUCAGGAAACACGUCCAACCUUUCAUACCACCUUGAGAAAAAUCAUCCUGAUGAGUUCUGCGAAUUUGUGAAAAGUAACACUGAACAAAUGAGGGAAGCGUUUGCUACUGCAUUUUCAAAACUGAAGCCAGAAUCGUCACAGCAGGUUGUUCAAGACACUUUAAUUAUGAAAACCAGCCACAAUUAUGAAAACAAAAAGCAUCAAGAACUGACUUCUGCUGUGAUUAGCCUAAUUUGUGAGGGCAUGUAUCCUUCCUCUAUUGUUGAUGAACCCACAUUCAAGGCACUUUUGAGAACAGCUGAUCCUAGAUAUGAACUUCCUAGCAGGAAAUAUUUCUGCACAAAAGCAAUUCCUGAAAAAUACAAUGCUAUUAGAGAAAUUGUGUUAAAAGAACUUACUGAAAUUCUAUGGUGUGGCAUAUCCACUGACAUGUGGAGAAGUGAAAACCAGAAUAGAUCGUAUGUAACACUUGCAGUUCAUUUUCUCAACAGUAACCCUUCUAACUGUCUGGCUGUUAACUCCCGGUGUUUAAAAACGUUUGAAGUGCCAGAGGAAAAUACUGCAGAAACUAUUACACGAGUCCUUUAUGAAAUCUUUAUUGAAUGGGGGGUCAAUACAAAAGUCUUUGGUGCUACAACAGAUUAUGGUAAAGACAUUGUGAAAGCUUGCUCUCUCCUAGAUAUUCCAGUACAAAUGCCUUGUUUGGGGCAGACUUUUAAUGCAGGAAUACAACAAGCUUUUCAGCUUCCAAAACUGUGCAGCCUUCUUGCCAGGUGCCGAAAACUGGUGGAAUAUUUUCAGCAGUCCACGGUAGCAAUGUACAUGUUAAGUGAGAAGCAGAAGCAACAAAAUAUUCUGCACUGUAUGCUUGUAAGUGAUCGUGUUUCCUGGUGGGGAAGCACACUUGCCAUGUUGCAACGUCUUAAAGAACAGCAGUUUGUAAUUGCAGCAGUUCUUGUGGAGGACAGCAAUAACCACCAUCUGAUGUUGGAAGCCAGCGAAUGGAAUACAGUUGAAGGCUUGGUGGACCUACUGCAGCCCUUUAAACAGGUUGCUGAGAUGAUGUCUGCUUCAAAGUAUCCAACAAUAAGUAUGGUGAAACCCCUCCUCCACAUGCUUCUAAAUACCACGUUGAACAUCAAAGAGAAUGAUUUGAAAGAAAUUAGCAUGGCCAAGGAAGUGAUAGCCAAAGAGUUAUCAACAACAUACCAGCAUACACCUGAGAUAGACAUGUUUCUCAAUGUUGCAACUUUUCUGGACCCUAGGUACAAAAAACUACCUUUCCUUUCAGCAUUUGAACGGCAACAGGUAGAAAACAGAGUGGUGGAGGAAGCAAAAAGCCUUUUGGAAAAAGUAAAAGAAAACACUUUCAGGCCCGAAGAAAAGUUCUUUACAGUAUCAGAAGAGCCACCUGUGAAAAAAAUAAUCAUCUCGUCUACCCCUCCCCCUACCAGUGCAAUCAAUAACAUGCUUGCGGAAAUCUUUUGCCAGACAGGAGGGGUGGAAGACCAAGAGGAAUGGCAUGCUCAGAUUGUGGAGGAAUUGAGCAACUUUAAGUCACAAAAGGUUCUUGGUCUAAGUGAAGACCCCCUUAAGUGGUGGUCUGACAGACUAGCAUUAUUUCCUGUUUUACCAAAGGUUCUUCAGAAAUAUUGGUGUAUUCUCGCCACAAGAGUCUUCCCUGAACGCCUUUUUGGUUCCUCUGCUAAUGUUGUAAGUGCUAAGAGAAACCGGUUAGCCCCAGCUCAUGUGGAUGAGCAGAUCUUUUUGUAUGAAAACACUCGCAAUGUGUCUGAAGCAGAACCUGAAGAUGAGGAUGAAGGCGAGUGGGGCUUGGAACAGGAACAGAUUUUUAAUUUAAAUGACACAGUAAAUGUAAGCAGCAAUUUCUUUAAUAUCCGAGACAGUGGGUUCGUUUAACAGGAAUACUAUGGUACAUUAAAUAACAAAGAAAAGGUAUUUGUCUUAAGUUACCAAAAUUAUUCUGUUUGAUGCUAUGAAUACUGUAAAUAUUGAACAAGCGUAACAGACUUGGUUUAAGCUUCCAUUGUAUGUCUUGCCUACUAUCUUAAAACAUGAAUGACUUGUGAUUAUACAGCACUGAAAUGAAAAAGGAAGUAAUUCUGCAAAGUCCAUGACUCCUGACUCUGGCCCCAAUUUCAGGAAAGCACUUACGCAUGUGUUUAAUUUCCAUGUACUUCAAUGGGACUUGAAUGCGCUUACGUGCUUUCUGUAAUAGGGGUGUUUUUCUGAAUUUGGACCCUAAACAGAGACGUUUUAAAAAUGUACAAAUCCACUUCUGAAGCCAACAUGGAUUAGGAUUUUGAAGUUUAAAUUCCUAAAUUUAAAGCUGAUUUUAAAACCCAUAAGUCAGAUCUUCAGAGACUCUGACAAAAAUAUUAGGAAGAAACUAGACAAUAAAUAACUUUUGAGCCUGAUUUUUUCACUACCUCAUACUUUUGGCCUCGUCUACACUACAAGUUCUGCCGGUAUAACUACGUCAAUUAGGGGUGUAUUCUCACCACAAUUGACAUACAGGUAUAGGCCCUAGUGUGGAUUCAGUGAUACUGAUGAUAGCUUUUUUUUGCUUCCCAAACCAGAAUAAGCUAUAUUGGUAUAAGCACUUUUAUGCCAUUAUAACUGCAUCCACACUGGGGGACGUUUUGUCACUUAGUCAUACUAGUAUAGUUAAAGUGGUAAAACUUUCAAGUGUAGACGAGCCCUUAUGUCACUCCUUACAUUUAUACUAAGUAGGUGGAAAUCACAACCACAUCAGAAUUGUGGCAUUUUACGUUCACUUUGUGUGAGUCUAAGACAGUGGUUCUCAAACUUUUGUACUGGGGACCCCUUUUACACAGCAAGCCUCUGAGUGUGACCCCCCCCCCCCCUUAUAAAUUAAAAACACUUUUAAAUAUAUUUAACACCAUUAUAAAUGCUGAAGGCAAAGCGGGGUUUGGGGUGGAAACUGACAGCUCGCAACCACCCAGGUAAUAACCUUGCGACCCCUGAGGGGUCACGACCCCCAGUUUGAGAACCCCUUGUCUAAGUGGUGGCUACACAAGGUGCAAAGCAGCAAAGAAUCAGGCCCCUGAAGGAUGGGGGAAGUAGGGAGAUUGGAAAACGGCAAGGACCAUGUGUGUUUUUAUUUGUUUUUAUACAAAUUGUUUUAAUUUAAAUUGGGACUUUGUCCAGGGAGUUAGAAAGAUCUUUGAUAGAAAGAGCCUUUCAAAAAAUUAAGCUUUAAUUUUGUGUAAAUGUAUUUAAGCAGGAAAAAAAACCCUCACACAAGUUGUUAGACCUUGAUAAUGAUUCCUGUCAUAUCAGCACUUACAAACUUCCUUUUCCCCUGCUUCCCUUUAGAGUCAGUCUGUAGAGGGCUUUGGUCUGUCCCAUCUCAGUACUAGUUCUGAUUAAUCGUUAUGUGUACUGGAGUAGCUCCCCCUGUGUCUCUAUGCCUAAAUAUUUUAAGUCUUUCUGAAUAUUUAGCAAAAUAAAAUAAUAAAAUAUAAUGUAUCUCUUAGGAAGAGCUACAUGUCUAAAACAAGUCUAUAGUCCACUUUUUGGGUGAGAGUGGGGAGGCAGCCAGCAUAUUUUGCUUAUGAAUAGGGGGAUUUUUGGAACUACCAUAUUAUAGGCAAAGUUUUUUUCUUUUUUUUCCCUUUUUUCAUUUCCCAAUUGGAAACGUUCUGGGAAUAUCACUCUUACUGAAUAGAAUACAAAUUCUCAUUAGUCUACAAUGUAGCAUCGAAGGUAGAAGUGGGAUGCCCCCUGAAAGUCUUCAGAGUAGCAGCCAUGUUAGUCUGUAUUCGCAAAAGAACAGGAGUACUUGUGGCACCUUAGAGACUAACCAAUUUAUUUGAGCAUAAGCUUUCGUGAGCUACAGUUCACUUCAUCGGAUGCGUUCCCUGAAAGUCUGUGUAUCAUGUGAUGUUGGAAAUCAUUCAGCUGUUGCAGAGAUCAGAGACAUUCACUCUGUUGUACUAGUCUCACUGACUAUGGAUGUGUACAUAUAGCACUCAGAUACUGUGAUGAUGGACAGCAAUAUAAAAUGCUAACACAGAACAUGUACGUGUGUGUGUCUGUGAUUGUCUUAUGCAACACUGAUGUGAAGAGAUGUCCACCAGAGACUGUUCAGUGUAUUAUUAUGGAUGGCUAUUUGGAAUUCAUAAUCAUAGAUGCAUGGUUUUAUAAAGGGGCUGGUCAAAAGUAACACAAAAGUGAGAUUUACAGUGAUAUUUAAUAUGCUGUUUCACUUCUCCUAUCAAGCUGUAUAUGUUUACAUUUUGUUUUUACAGUUCUCACCAACCGAUGCACAGUAUGAUCAUUUGGCAGUAGGUGGGAAGGGGGAUUAGAAUCAUGAAACAAAUCAAAUGGUGUAAAUUAUCCCGCAGGUUUUAGUUAAUGAAAAAUGACUGUAAAUGGUGGUCUAACUUGUACAGACCUAGCAUUUAGGUGGCCCAAUUCUUCACUGCCCUGUCUCUUGUGUAAUUAUUUGUACUUCUGGAAAGUGUGUGUAAAAUACACCAUUCUGAUAUGGUAUCACCAUACAUCCACUUUGUCAGAUGUACAUGACUACAGAAGGUGCAAGGCUGUAGGAGAUUGGGCCCAGAGAAUGUGCAAAACAAGUGUACUUACAUGUGAAGGAAGCGUAGCAGAAUAAUUGAUUAACUGGAGGGAGGAAGUUAAAGCAAACCUCUUAGCUGAUUUUCCUUUUACACUUGUUCAGUGAAUAAGUUACAAAGCUUUUCACAUUGAAUGCCAAGCUGAUGUAACUUACACUACCACAUCAAUUUUAAGAGUAACUUUUACCGCGAUUUGUCACCUACUGAAUUUGUUCCUAAAGGAGCUGAAGCUGUUAAAUUGUGCUUAAUUUGUGCCAGGGCUGAUCCCCGGCACCUUUGGGCUUGCCACAUCAGGUAUGAAAGUAAAAAAAUUGCUUGAGACCCGACCCUCUUUCAUUAAAAAUUAAGCACUGUGUUAACGCCAGAGGUUUGAAUCUGCUCUUACACUACUGUAAUUAGGAGUAGCUUCACUGAAAUCAGUGGAGUUACACCAAUGGAAAAGAAAAGAAAAUCAGCCUCCCCAGGUCUGAAUUCAGCUAAUGUGUUUUGGUACUCUCCAGCCCUCAUUUCCACGUGGAGUGUCUGAAGGCUAAAAUUAUCAUGCAGUGCAGCCUGUUUUCUCCCCAAAUCGGUUUCAGCAAUACCAGUGCAAUGCACUGUUCUGCUUCUUCUGGCCUUUUAAUUUUUGGUAUCCAAAAUAAAAUUGUAAUUGGUUCAGUUGAUAUGUCUCGUUGUUCUAAGACAAAGCCAUUGUUAGUCCUACCCAUUGUCUGUGAGUUUUUAUUUAAUGUGCUAAGCUUGGAAUAUUGUUAAAUAAACCAGAGAAAUAAAUUAGCUACUAAUUUA